Pseudo-nitzschia multistriata is the source of this 1579-nucleotide messenger RNA. The record is from the annotation of a GenBank genome assembly. NCBI's taxonomy places the organism in Eukaryota, Bacillariophyta, Bacillariophyceae, Bacillariales, Bacillariaceae.
CGGAGACCGAGAAUUCCAACAAUUUCUCGAGCUAACUAAAUCCGCGCAGUACUCUUUGUUGAAUAAGCUGCCAUACGCCGCACUGGUCUAGCUAKUCUUCGCACCAGUCAUGACAAGUCUUUCGGCAACGARACGGUUUUCGGUGCCAUCGCUAUCUGAACUAGUGAGAUUCGUUGUGGGUCUCUCAUUUGCAUUUUUGCUGGUCGGAAUCGAUGUUUUGAUGUCGGUCCAAUCGUUKUCGUCAUCGCCAAUGACGAUGGCAUCUUCCAAAAUACCAGAAACACCAAGCACCUCGACAAUCCAACAGCGAAGCACUUUCGUACRCCCGAGCCUCGAAGAGUCUUCAAAUACAAGUAUUCAGCUUUCAAAUGUCGAUGAUGUUGUAGACGAGAGUGUUGAAUUGAAAACACGGAGAGUAUUUGUCGGCCUUUAUGCUGCGGGCRUUGCCUCUACGUUGCUCGGGUCUAGUCCGGACAUGGCAUCGGCAAACGAACCGAUUACCUCUGUGGAUUCAACAGUGGAAGAGACGCUCUUGCAAGUACCGACGCUGGAAAUCUCGGAUGCAGCGGCUGUAGAUUGGAAUUCCAUUUUUCAAAAGGCAUCGAAACGGGCCCUUGGAGGAGGAAAGGCCGGAGCUUCUGCUGCGGUGAUUCAGGUACUGAGUCUUAUGUGGCUUCGGACGUCGAUGAACAGACAGUAUCGGUAUGGUGGUGACCUCAAAUCCAGUCUAAAAGAACUGUGGGAAGAGGGYGGAAUCCCUCGACUCUAUCAGGGGCUUCCGUUUGCAUUGGUGCAGGGUCCGUUGACCCGUUUUGGGGACACCGCUGCGAACGUUGGUAUCCUGGCACUGCUAGAGUCUAUUCCGGAGACACAAACGCUCCCACUCCCGGUAAAGACUGGAUUGGGAUCCGUUUCUGCGGGGCUGUGGCGAAUCUUUCUGAUGCCAAUCGACUCGUCGAAAACCGCGAUGCAAGUGGAAGGAAAAGAGGGCUURAAAGACUUGCUCGAACUCGUCAGAAAAGAUGGCCCGAGUCAGCUUUACAACGGCGCUCUUGCGCAGGCCGCGGCCACUGCCGCGGGUCACUUUCCGUGGUUUCUAACCUACAAUUAUGUUGACGAGCUGCUGCCUGCUGUCUCGAAGGCGGACGAUCUAUUGUUAUCAUUAGUGCGGUCGGCGGUUCUUGGACUUUGUGCAUCCUCGGUUUCCGAUGUCACUUCCAACAGCCUGCGCGUAAUCAAAACGACGAAGCAGACGGCACGGCUUGGUGGGACAAACGGAAGCGGGGUCGACGGCACUGCAGUGUCGGUUGAAAAGAAAGAAAACGACGAUCAAGACAACAGCAACGACCCUUCGUAUGCAGAAAUCGUGCAAAUGAUUAUCGAAAAGGACGGCCUCGCCGGACUUUUUGGAAGGGGGCUUAAAACUCGUUUGCUAACAAAUGCACUUCAAGGAGCCUUGUUCAGUGUGCUUUUCAAAUACUUUCAGCAGGCAUAAAGAUAGAAACGUAAUUUGAGUUGAAGGCAAUUCAUUUAUUUUUUGGUCUGGACAACCAUWUCAUCGUUAAUACUUAGAAUACUG